AUGCCAAGAAAAAGAAAGCUAUUGGCUCAAUUAAGUGCUCUCCAAAGCAACUCCAGCCUCCCUCCUUUUGAUGGCUUGCAGAACCUCAACACUACGCCUGAUGGGGAUUCUCCUCCAAAAAGCAGCAAAUAUUUUGUGAUAGAGAAAAAAAAUUCUUCCCGGCUAGCAGCAGAUUUUUUCAACCAGCCCUGUAUUAGUCUAGCCAAGUCCUUUCUGGGACAGAUUUUAGUUCGCAAACUUCCUGAUGGCAGAGAACUCUGGGGGAGGAUUGUUGAAACAGAAGCUUAUCUGGGUGGGGAAGAUGAAGCUUCCCACUCGAAAGGUGGGAAGCAAACUCAACGAAACGCAGCAAUGUUCAUGAAACCAGGAACUCUGUACGUGUAUCAGAUCUACGGCAUUUAUUUCUGCGUGAAUGUUUCCAGCCAAGGGGAAGGGGCUGCAGUCUUACUUCGCUCUUUGGAGCCUCUUCAGGGUUUAGAAGCAAUGAGGGAGCUGCGCAGCACUUCGAGGAAAGGACCCACAAAGCCACUGAAGGACUGGCAGCUGUGUAAUGGGCCCUCCAAGCUCUGCCAAGCAUUUGGGAUUGAUAAGGCUUUUGACCAAAAGGACUUGACUCAAGAUGCAGCCAUCUGGAUGGUGCCUGGCCACGACCCACCAGAGGAGCAGGACGUGGUAGCCACGACAAGGAUUGGUAUUGGCAACAGGGGAGAAUGGGCACAGAAACCACUCAGGUUUUACUUACGAGGAAACAAAUUUGUAAGUGUAGUAGACAAGAAAACAGAGAAAGAGAUGGCAGCAACGGGACACAUCUCUUGCAGCUGA
Molecule: messenger RNA, 822 nt
Organism: Mesitornis unicolor (brown roatelo)
Lineage: Eukaryota; Metazoa; Chordata; Aves; Mesitornithiformes; Mesitornithidae
Gene: MPG
Product: N-methylpurine-DNA glycosylase
Exons: 3
Coding region: 1-822 (273 amino acids)
Biological process (GO): base-excision repair
Molecular function (GO): alkylbase DNA N-glycosylase activity; DNA binding
Source: RefSeq, a predicted model, not a curated record